Pseudophryne corroboree (corroboree frog) is the source of this 1874-nucleotide messenger RNA. RefSeq names its product mevalonate kinase (gene MVK). NCBI's taxonomy places the organism in Eukaryota, Metazoa, Chordata, Amphibia, Anura, Myobatrachidae. The record is from RefSeq and is a predicted model, not a curated record. The coding region runs from base 158 to 1348 and encodes 396 amino acids. The transcript has 11 exons. Gene Ontology annotation, biological process: cholesterol biosynthetic process; isopentenyl diphosphate biosynthetic process, mevalonate pathway; isoprenoid biosynthetic process. Gene Ontology annotation, molecular function: mevalonate kinase activity; ATP binding. Gene Ontology annotation, cellular component: cytosol; cytoplasm.
GCAGCUGAUUGGUCAGUCAGGCUAGGACGGGCCUGGGAUGGUUACCUGUGCUGUACUACUAGUGGUGACAGUCACACUGGUGACAGCUGUUGUGUGUAUGGGAGACACUGGGGCUGCAGCAGCAGGACAGGGCUGACCACGCUGAGAGAGAGACAUCAUGGUGGACAGGGAGCUGUUAGUAUCUGCCCCUGGGAAGGUCAUUCUGCACGGAGAGCAUGCAGUGGUGCACGGGAAGAUGGCGUUGGCGGUGGGUUUAAACCUGAGAACCUUCCUCAGGCUGCGGCCAUCCAAAGAUAAUAAGGUCCUGAUAAACCUUCCUAACAUUGGAACCAAGCUGAGUUGGAGCGUCUGUGACCUGCAACCCCUGCUCCAUACUUUCCAAGGGAACGCUGGACAAGAACCGGCCAGUCCUGGCCCAGAACAGCUGGAAGUGCUGAUGAGGUUUGCAGGUAUUCCUGAGGACUCCAGAGACACGGAGGCUCUUGCUGUCCUGACCUUCCUGUAUCUCUACCUGUCUAUCUGUGGGCGGGAUCUCCCAUGUCUGGAGAUAGCAGUUUGGUCCCAGCUGCCUACAGGAGCCGGAUUGGGGUCCAGCGCUGCCUACUCCGUGUGCCUGGCCGCUGCCUUAUUAACCGCAUCUAAAAGGAUUUCUCUUCGAAUACAGGAAGAUGCAGAGGCCAGAAGGUGGACACAGAGGGAGCUGGACCUUAUUAAUCGUUGGGCCUUCCAAGGUGAGAAGGUCAUCCAUGGGAACCCGUCCGGAGUGGACAACGCUGUGGGCACAUGGGGUGGAGCGCUGCAAUACCAAGCUGGAGAAAUCACGCCAAUGACGAGGGUCCCGGUGCUGCAGAUCUUACUCACCAACACACGAGUCCCGCGCAGUACAAAGACCCUGGUGGCCGGGGUGAAAGAGAAGCUGCUGAAGUAUCCAGAGAUCAUGGAGCCUGUCCUGGCAUCCAUACAUGCCGUUUCCCGGGAGUGCCAGCGAGUCCUACAGACUUCAGCUGAUGGGUUGUCUCAGGAUCAGUACUCUGUGCUGGAGGAACUAUUUGACAUCAAUCAACAUCAUUUAAACGUGAUCGGUGUCGGGCAUUCCUCACUGGACCGGGUAUGUCAGGCGACUGCGUCACAUGGUCUGCACAGCAAGCUGACCGGAGCGGGAGGAGGCGGCUGUGCGAUUACUCUGCUCCGCCCUGACGUAGACCCCGGAACUGUGGAAGCCGCCAAACAGCAGCUGUCGGACUGCGGCUAUCAAUGCUGGGAGACCAGCAUCGGGGCUCCAGGGGUCUCACUGGAUUCUCCGUUAUCGCUGCCAGAGGAUGUCUCCCGAGCGCUCAGCACCAUAUAGACUGCAGUACAGCGAUGGCGCAUUGCAUUGUGGGGCAUCAUGGUCAUAGACGUCUGUCAGGAAAAUUACAUUUGAAGCUUUCUUUUGUUUUAUGGGGACCGGGAGAAGCUGUGACAUUGGGACAAUCGUGGACGUGCCAUACCAACGGUUAUGACGUGGAUGUUCCAGCACCAGCUAUAGUUGCCUGUCUUCCGGACUGCCCGAAUAUUAGUGGGGAGGUGUAUCAAAACGUAUUAAGCGGUCAAGUGGAGACACGCUACUUGGGCACCACCGUUAGGACCUAUGACUUUAUUCUACUGCUGCUACAGAGCCCUUCCCUGGUGUACAUCCCAUGUGUGCAAGGACCGAGACCCCCAACCCGCCACGUCUAUAGAUGCUGCAUUACCACCUGUAGACUGGCACCCGCCCAGUGGAAGGUGCAGUUUCUCCGUCCGAGUACGGCCUCCCAUGUGAGCGGUUCCCAUGAUUGUCAUUCCUCAGGGACGCUCGUCGCUGCAAUAAGAAAAUUAAAAGUCUUGAGAAUGAA